This is a messenger RNA of Ctenocephalides felis (cat flea), 1730 nucleotides long. RefSeq lists its product as uncharacterized. Bases 81 to 1226 code for a protein of 381 amino acids. The record is from RefSeq and is a predicted model, not a curated record. Lineage: Eukaryota; Metazoa; Arthropoda; Insecta; Siphonaptera; Pulicidae. The transcript has 6 exons.
AACUCUUCCUGACUGAUUUGUUAAGGAGCAGACACUGGAUGUAUAGAAGCUUCAAGUUAGUUAAUGUUUGACAAUGCGCGAUGGAGUCCUUGACGUCGCGCCGCCGAGAAGCGCAGAAACAAGUUGCAAUUUCUGCUGCGACGAUAGCAACGUCAUCGCAUAUCAGCGCUGGCAAACGACCUGCUCAUCCACCUCCAAGACCUUCUUUACGUUUUCCGCCGCCACCAACUUAUCCGCCAGUAGAAGACGACUCCUAUCUUCAGGACGAAGAGGACGACCGUAUCCAAAUCUAUCCCCAUUACUACACUCAGCAGCAUGGCUCGAGAGGUUCAUAUGGCCGACAGCACCACCAAGCAGUUCAUUGGCGGCGUGACAAUAUUGCCGCAACAAUGGAACGAUUUGAACCAAGUGAUUAUUCGUAUGCUUAUUACGAACCAGGACCUGCCACUAGACAUAGUCUCAGUAGUGGAGGCAGUGGAAGCAGUAGUAGUCAGACUACGAGGUGUCAUGUACAUAGUAACAGCAUUACCAAUCCUAGGCCUUCGACGUCAUCAGCGCGAGAACCAAUUAUGUUACGGAGCAGGCACGACUACAUAACGCGCUAUGGUACACAAGAAAAUAUAUACGAAGAGAUCUCAGCUGGUCUUCAGCGCUCUGCGAUAUCGCUAGGGCAGAGCGUUGUGGAGGAAGAAUUGCGACGCGUGCAACAUAGGCAUCGGCGCGUUUUAGGUGAACUCAAUUUGAGCGUAGAGGCUAUGCUCAUGCCUCCGGCCGAUUCGCCUGAUGAAGACCAGACGACGGGAUUAGAGCCCGAAUUGCCUGUCGGUCCCACGGACGAACUGUUGUCACCAGCUCCCGCGGAUCCUGAUAGUGGAUUCAGCGGCAGCAGUAGCGGUGCCAGUUACGUGGGUAGUCUGAGGUAUCGCACUCAUAAAUCCGAACCCCCAAUGCAUCAUUUACAUCAGCAGCUAGAUCCCCAAGAUCUUGCCGGACACGGGGCUAUUACGACUACCCUGAAUAGCCCGACGGCGCCAACGACGACGUCCACUUCGGUGAAGGGCUUCUGGAAAAAGGGUUGGAAAAAGUUCUCAUCCAGUUCCAGCAACGUGAACAAAUCUGCGAGUGCAGCGGCGGCAAACAACAACAGUGGCGGUUUCCGUGGUGCUCAUUUGACUGAACGAGAAAAGCUAUAUAUUUAUACCAUCCAUUAUACUGUGGAUGCGUAGUGGAGCUUUACAAAGACUUAAACAAUUAUUAGUGAACAAACAAUGUGAAAUUAAAGACUUUGCGAUAUACGAAUAUUUAAUGCCUUUUCUUACAGAACAUUUUAAACAAUUAAAUUUUAUUGAAUGAAUCACUCUGAUUAUUUGAUAUUGUGAGAUUUGGGAAACAUAAAUUCACUAAAUGUAUAUAUGAAUGGGACCGUCACUUUGAUAGAUUAACGAGAAGUUAUUAAUUAUACCGAAAAGAAAUAAUUGUGUGUUUUCUUAGUAACAUUUGUUUUUCGUUCUCGUGCUUCACUCGAAAUAAAUCAUCUAGAAAUUUUCAUGAAGCGAACUGUGGUGAAUUGUUUUCGUGAUAUUUGUGAUGAACUUCUCGUAAGGACAUAUCACGUUGUAUUUUCUAGUGCAUUUUGAAUCUAUUUUAAAGUUUAUUAUAUUUAUAGCAAGUUAGGCACAUGACGAUAGCAAAUGUUUUAUUUAUUAUAACUCUUAGAAACUAAAAUUGUU